AUGGAUGCGAUCAAGUCGGUGCUGAGUGGUGGGCCGUUGCACCAGUCGACCAACGGCACCACCGCUUCGACCGGUUCCGCCCCCACCCAACAAGCAGCAUCAUCCUCGGCUGCGGCCACUGCGCCUGCGCCGGAUGCGCACGCCGCUGAGCACGCCAAGGUGCAACAUUUCAUUGGUGGGUGGGCAAGCUGACUGCGUCCUUUGUAUUACAAGCAUGCACCUGCUGACUCUGUUACUCCAUCUCGUCUUGCGCUUGCGCUCCUGGCUAAACCUCUCGGCGCGACUGUGACUGCUGGCGCUGGCUCGUCCACUCGGCUUCGCACAUCUCCGUCGGCGUCGCGGGGGUCACAGGUGGACACUCGCUCGACGUCGCCGCACCGAGUCGUGUCGCCGACUUUGUCAGGUCAAGGGGUGGUCACACCGUUAUUACCAAGGUCAGUUGCAUCAUACUCACCAUCCUCCGCACUCGCUUCUGCACCACUGACAGCGAUGAUCGCCCCUCGCUCGUCCGCGUCGUCCCCACUCCACAACCCCAACCGAUUCUCCGAACCAGGUCUUGAUCGCCAACAAUGGUCCGUGCCCGCGUCGGUCCGCCCGUAUCGGCCCUAGAAUUGGGAGCUAAAGCGAUCGACCUUUCCACUUGUUGUACUUGCCUACAGGUAUCGCUGCCGUCAAGGAGAUCCGUUCGAUCCGCAAGUGGGCCUACGAGACCUUUGGGUCCGAGCGCGCGAUCGAGUUCACCGUCAUGGCCACCCCCGAGGAUCUCAAGGUCAACGCUGACUAUAUCCGCAUGGCCGACCAAUACGUCGAGGUCCCCGGUGGCACCAACAACAACAACUACGCCAAUGUCGACGUCAUCGUCGAUGUCGCUGAGCGCGCCGCCGUGCACGCCGUCUGGGCCGGGUGGUGAGUGGGGAUCUGCCGCUGGCUUGAUGCUCGAUGCAUCUCUGGCUGUGUUGCAGUCUGAUACGUGGCUGAUGAAUUGCGCUACAAUACUCCCUCCCGAUAUCGCUUCUCCCACCACUGUGUGUGCUCCCGAUCCACCUCGUUGUUCCUUCGCUGUGACUGGACAAUAGGGGCCACGCCUCCGAGAACCCGCGCCUCCCCGAAUCCCUCGCUGCCUCAAAGCAAAAGAUCGUCUUCAUCGGACCGCCAGGGUCGGCGAUGCGCUCGUUGGGUGACAAGAUCAGCUCGACCAUCGUCGCGCAGUCGGCCCAAGUGCCCUGCAUGGACUGGUCCGGGACCGGUGUCGAGGAGACCGUCAUGUCCCCCGACGGCUACGUCACCGUCGCCGACGACGUCUACGCCCAAGCCUGCGUUUCCGGCGCUGAGGACGGUCUCGUCAAGGCCGAAAAGAUCGGGUACCCCGUCAUGAUCAAGGCCAGUGAAGGUGGAGGAGGUAAAGGUAUUCGCAUGGUCGCCAAGUCCGAGGAUUUCAAGCAGUCGUUCGGUGCCGUUCAGGGAGAAGUACCUGGUAAGUUGGUUGGCUCAUACGCAUAUCAUCGAGUCGAAAGGCCCGUUUGACUGAUCAUACGCGACUGUUGCGCUCGACCGGCCAGGUUCGCCCAUCUUCAUCAUGAAGCUCGCUGGAGCGGCUCGCCAUUUGGAGGUCCAAGUUCUGGCCGAUCAGUACGGCAACGCCAUCUCGUUGUUCGGCCGUGAUUGCUCGGUCCAACGUCGCCACCAAAAGAUCAUUGAAGAGGCGCCCGUCACGAUCGCGGGCCCCGAAAAGUUCGAGCAGAUGGAGAAGGCCGCCGUGCGCUUGGCCAAACUUGUCGGCUACGUUUCGGCCGGUACGACCGAGUUCCUGUACUCGGCCGCCGAUGACAAGUUCUACUUCCUCGAGUUGAACCCGCGUCUCCAAGUCGAGCACCCCACCACCGAGAUGGUCUCCGGUGUCAACCUUCCCGCUGCGCAACUGCAGAUCGCCAUGGGUAUCCCCCUCCACCGUAUCCGCGACAUCCGAACUCUGUACGGCAAGUCUCCACACGGAGAGUCCAAGAUCGACUUCGACUUUGAGGACCCCGCUUCGGCUGAGACGCAGCGCAAGCCCUCUCCCAAGGGUCAUGUCGUCGCUGUCCGUAUUACCGCCGAGAACCCGGACGCCGGUUUCAAGCCCUCUUCCGGUACGCUGCAAGAGCUCAAUUUCCGGUCGUCGACGAACGUAUGGGGUUACUUCUCCGUCGCCGCUGCCGGCGGUCUACACGAGUUUGCCGACUCUCAGUUCGGUCACAUCUUUGCUUACGGCUCGGACCGAAGCGAAGCACGCAAGAACAUGGUCGUGGCUCUGAAGGAGUUGUCGAUUCGUGGUGACUUCCGCACAACGGUCGAGUACCUCAUCAAGCUACUCGAGACCGAGGCCUUCGAGUCCAACACGAUCACGACCGCUUGGCUCGACAACCUCAUCUCGGAGCGACUCACCGCCGAGCGACCCGACACGACCUUGGCCAUCAUCUGUGGUGCCGUCGCCAAGGCCCACCUCGCGACCGAGGCCAACAUCGCCGAGUACAAGCGCGUGCUCGAGAAGGGUCAGUCGCCCGCCCGCGAGCUCUUGGCGACCGUCGUGCCGCUCGAGUUCGUGCUCGAAGACGUCAAGUACCGUGCCACGGCCUCGCGCUCGUCGCCUACCAGUUGGUCGAUCUACAUCAACGGCUCCUCCGUCUCGGUCGGGUUGCGCCCCCUCGCCGACGGUGGUCUCCUUGUGCUCCUCGACGGCCGCUCUUAUACCUGCUACGGCAAGGAGGAAGUCGGAGCGUUGAGGUUGUCGAUCGACUCGCGCACCGUGCUCGUUGCGCAAGAGAACGACCCUACGCAAUUGAGGUCCCCUUCCCCCGGUAAACUCGUGCGCUACUUCAUCGAGUCCGGCGAGCACGUCAGCAAGGGACAAGCCUAUGCCGAAAUUGAGGUCAUGAAGGUGAGUCGUCCGUUGCGACUACCAUAGGUGGCAAGAAAGAGAGUGUUGGGAGGCUGACACUGCCUUAUCCGACGCCUUCCCUCAUAUCAGAUGAUCAUGCCUUUGAUCGCCGCAGAAGACGGUAUCGCGCAAUUCAUCAAGCAACCGGGAGUUACGCUCGAGGCCGGUGCCAUCAUCGGCAUCCUCUCGCUCGACGACCCCAGCCGAGUCAACCAUGCCAAGCCCUUCGACGGCCAAUUGCCCCAACUCGGUCUCCCUUCGAUUGUCGGCACCAAGCCCCACCAGCGCUUCGCCUACCUGCGCGACAUCCUCGGCAACAUCCUCGCCGGUUACGACAACCAGUCGAUUAUGCAGCCAACGAUCAAGGAGCUCAUUACCGUCCUGCGCAACCCCGAGUUACCUUAUGGUGAGGCCCACGCUGUCCUCUCGACUUUGGGUGGACGCAUGCCCGCUGCGCUCGAAGCCUCGGUUCGCCAGACGAUCGAGGCUGCCCACGCCAACAAGGCCGAAUUUCCCUCGGCCAAGGUACGCAAGCAGAUUGAGGCCGCCCUCGAGGCGUCACGCCCCGCCGAGGCUGCGAGCCUUCGCCUGACCCUCGGUAGUUUCCUUGACAUCGUCGAGCGAUACCGCGGCGGACUCAAAGGCCACGAAUGGCUCACGGUCGCUUCGGUCAUGAACGCCUACCUCGAGACUGAGAAGCUUUUCAGCGGCCGCGAGGACGACGUCGUUCUCGAACUCCGUGACACGCACCGCGACGAUCUCGACGUUGUCGUUCGAGCCGUCUUGUCGCACUACAAGGCCGCGAGCAAGAAUGCGCUCGUCUUGGCUUUGCUCGAACUCGUCAAAGAGUCGUCCGAAUCGCUUCAAGUCAUCGAAGCAACCUUCGCGCCCGUUCUCAAGGAGCUGGCUGAUCUCGACUCCAAGGCGACGUCCAAGGUCUCCCUCAAGGCCCGCGAGGUGCUCAUCCAUUGCCAGCUGCCCUCGCUCGACGAACGUCUCGUCCAGCUCGAGCAGAUCCUCAAGGCCUCCGUCACGCAGACCGCCUACGGGGAAUCCGCCGUCGUCCCUCGUGCCCCUCGUGCUGAGAUCCUCAAGGACGUCAUCGACUCGCGCUUCACCGUCUUCGACGUGUUGCCGACGUUCUUCCGCCACGCCGAUCAAUGGGUCGGCCUCGCUGCGCUCGAGAUGUACGUCCGACGCGCCUACAAGGCCUACAACAUCAUCAACAUCGAGCACGUCGAAUCUGACGAGGCCGAGAGCGAGCCUUCGACCGUCUUCUGGACUUUCCGCAUGCGCAAGGCCGGCGGCGAGUCGGGUCCCGUCACCCCUUCGACGGGCCUCACCUCGCAGAGGACCGCGUCGUACUCGGACUUGACGUUCCUGCUUUCGCGCGCCCAAGAGGAGCCGAUCCGCUAUGGUUCGAUGUUCGCCACCGCGUCGCUCAACAACUUGGCCCACGAGCUCAAGACCGUGCUCACGCACUACCCGAGCACGGCCACCAACCCGGCCGAGCCCCUCAUCUCGAGUCAAAGCAACUGGAACGUGUGCAACGUCUCCCUCAACGUCUCGCCGUCGACGACCGUGGCCGACGAGGACCAGCUCCGCACCCAGUUCGCCGAGUUGAUCAACUCGAUGUCGAACGAGCUUGACCGUCGCUCCAUGCGCCGUGUCACGCUCCUCAUCUGCCGCGAAGGCUACUACCCCUCGUACUACACCCUGCGCAAGGAUGCGGGCAUGUGGAAAGAGCUGUCGACGAUCCGCGAUAUCGAGCCCGCCCUCGCUUGGCAACUCGAGCUUGCCCGCUUGUCUAACUUCCACCUCACCCCGACCCCGACCGAGAACCGACAGGUGCACAUCUACUACGCCGUCGCCAAGGAGAACUCGGGCGAUUGCCGGUUCUUCGUGCGCGCCCUCGUUCGCCCCGGUCCCCUCCGUGGCAACAUGCGCACGCUCGACUACCUCGUUUCGGAGUCCGACCGCCUCGUUGCCGACGUCUUGGACACGCUUGAGGUUGUCUCGGCCACUCGCCGUACCGCGGAUGGUAACCACAUCUCGGUGAGUUGGCCCAGACAAGGUUGGCCCCAACUCUAGUCCAAUCACACCAUCUGACGCUUCUGACCCUUCCAAUCUUCACAGCUCAACUUCAUAUAUUCGCUCCGCCUCGACUUUGAGGACGUGCAAACCGCCCUUGCUGGUUUCAUCGACCGACAUGGCAAGCGAUUCUGGCGCCUCCGCGUCACCGGCGCCGAGAUCCGCAUGGUCAUCGAGGACGCGCAGGGCAACAUCCAGCCCAUCCGCGCCAUCAUCGAGAACGUUUCGGGCUUCGUCGUCAAAUACGAGGCCUACCGAGAAGUCACGACCGAGAAAGGCAUCGUCAUCUUGAAGUCGAUCGGCCCCCAGGGUGCGCUCCACCUGCAGCCCGUCAACUUCCCGUACCCGACCAAGGAAUGGCUGCAGCCUAAGCGAUACAGGGCGCACGUUGUCGGUACGACCUACGCCUACGACUUCCCCGACUUGUUCCGUCAAUCGAUCCGCAAGCAAUGGAAGGCCGCGGGCAAGACCGCCCCCAGCGAUCCUCUCGUCGCCAAGGAGCUUGUUUCGGACGAGUUUGGCAACCCUCAGGAAGUCGCGCGAGCGCCGGGAACGAACAACAUCGGUAUGGUUGGUUGGAUCUACACGAUCCUCACUCCCGAGUAUCCCACUGGUCGUCGCAUCGUCGUCAUUGCCAACGACAUCACGUUCAAGAUUGGUUCGUUCGGACCCGAGGAGGAUAAGUUCUUCCACGCCGUAACCCGACUCGCACGCCGGCUCGGCUUGCCCCGCAUCUACCUUUCGGCCAACUCGGGUGCUCGACUCGGUAUCGCCGAUGAGCUCGUCGAAUUGAUCUCCGCGGCCUGGAACGACCCCGCCCGACCCGAGAAGGGUUUCAAGUACCUCUACAUCACCCCCGAAAAGCUCGGUGAGCUCAAGAACAAAGGCGAGAAGAGCGUCAUCACGAAGAAGGUCGUCGACGAGGCGACGGGUGAGACGCAGUACCAGAUCACCGACAUUAUCGGUCUGCAAGAUGGUCUCGGUGUCGAAUCCCUCAAGGGCUCGGGUCUCAUCGCUGGUGAGACGUCGCGAGCCUACGACGACAUCUUCACCAUCACCCUCGUCACGGCACGAUCCGUUGGUAUCGGUGCCUACCUCGUUCGCCUCGGUCAGCGUGCGAUCCAAGUUGAGGGCCAACCAAUUAUCCUCACGGGUGCGGGUGCGCUCAACAAGGUCCUCGGUCGCGAGGUGUACUCGUCGAACUUGCAGCUCGGUGGCACGCAGAUCAUGUACAAGAACGGUGUGUCGCACUUGACCGCGGCCAACGAUCUCGAGGGUGUCCUGAGCAUCGUCAAGUGGUUGGCCUACGUACCCUCUGCCAAGGGUGCUCCGUUGCCGAUCUCGACUUCGGUUGACACCUGGGAUCGAGCCAUCGACUACCAACCGAUCAAGGGCGCCUACGACCCUCGCUGGUUCCUCGCCGGGAAAGCCGACGAAACCGACGGGCGAUGGCUGUCCGGUUUCUUCGACAAGGACUCGUUCCAAGAGACACUCUCGGGAUGGGCUCAGACAGUUGUAAGUUGUACCCUGUUGAUUUUUGGGUCCAAAGAUGCUUACCGUGGAGCCACACUCAUUCUUGCAGGUUGUUGGUCGCGCUCGCUUGGGCGGAAUACCGAUCGGAACAAUCGCCGUCGAGACGCGCACCGUCGAGCGAGUCGUCCCUGCCGACCCCGCCAACCCCAGCUCGAUGGAGCAGAGGAUCAUGGAGGCCGGUCAGGUCUGGUACCCCAACUCGGCGUUCAAGACCGGUCAAGCGAUCUUUGACUUCAACCGCGAAGGCCUGCCUUUGAUCAUCUUUGCCAAUUGGCGUGGAUUUUCUGGGGGACAGCAAGACAUGUUCGACGAGGUCCUGAAGCGCGGUUCGCUCAUUGUCGACGGUUUGUCGACGUACAAACAGCCCGCCUUCGUCUACAUCGUUCCCAAUGGUGAACUUCGUGGUGGUGCUUGGGUCGUGCUUGACCCGACAAUCAACGCCGACGGAAUGAUGGAGAUGUAAGCACACGCAUAAAUUCUCUUCGCAGGUAACUCACUCGCUGACUUCUUGUGUUUCUCCGACUCACAGGUACGCCGACGAGUCCGCACGAGCUGGUGUGCUUGAACCCGAGGGUAUUGUCGAGAUCAAGCUGCGCAAGGACAAGUUGGUCGCGAUGAUGGAACGCCUCGACGAGCCUUACCGCACGCUCAAGGCCAAGACCGUCGAUGCGACGCUUUCGGCCGCCGACGUCACCGCGGCCAAGAACGAGCUCGCCAACCGCGAAAAGAUCUUGAUGCCGUUGUACUCACAGAUCGCUUUGCAAUUUGCCGACUUGCACGACCGACCUGCCCGCAUGAAGGCCAAGGGAACUAUACGCGAUACGCUCGUCUGGUCCGAGUCGAGGCGAUACUUCUACCAACGCCUGCUGCGACGACUGGCUGAGGAGGACGCUCUCAAGCGCCUCGCCGUCGCCGACCCGACCUUGUCUCGUGAGGCGCGCGUCGACAUCGUCAAGGCUGCCAUUAACGAGAGCCAAGCCGAUUACGAGAACGACCCCGCCGUCACUAGUGCACUCGAGCAGCACAAGGCCAAAAUCGCCAGUCGUGUCAAGGAUGUUCGUUCGAACGCGAUGGCCGAUGUCGUGGCUGCGAUGACCAAGGAGGAUGGUCAAGGCGUGUUGGAAGGUCUCAAGAGGGCGCUCGGCGAGAAGCUGAGCUCGGACGAUGUCGCGACCCUGCAACGACUAUUGCAGAUUUGA
Microbotryum saponariae is the source of this 7737-nucleotide messenger RNA. The record is from the annotation of a GenBank genome assembly. Lineage: Eukaryota; Fungi; Basidiomycota; Microbotryomycetes; Microbotryales; Microbotryaceae.